GUCGCCCGAGCGCUCACAUUUUGUUCAAAAUUCAAAAACCACCCUUUGGUUGUGAACUAUUUUAUUAAUAGACUAUCAGCCGGAUGGUACUAGCUAGCUGGCUAGUGGUACCGUAGUGCCGGAGCACCUUCUCACUUUCUUUUGCUCACAUCCGGCUCCGGAAUCGAAUCGCCCACGCUUUGCAGCUACCCCCAGAGAAUCAACCUUUAGAAGUAACUGUCAUUAAUUGGACUAAUUGGACGAAGGAAUCUUCUGUAUUCAUCAUGAGGCUUUCAUUCUGCGCGACGGCUCUGCUGAGCUUGUCUAUGGCAUCCUUGUCCGAAGCAGCGGUGUGGAUCAACGAAAUCUCCGAUAAGGGUACCAGCAAUGCUUGCCAGGGCAACGAUUGGAUCGAGCUAUUCAAUAGUGGUCCUGAGGAUGUGGACUUAUCGGAGGGGUAUAUCAUCCAUGAUGACAAGGGCCUCAAUAGCGAGAACGCAUUUGCGUUUAAACCCGGCAUGGUUAUCGAAGCUAAUGGGUACUAUCUGCUCUGUACCAAGUUGAAAGCUGGAAGUGGAAAUGAUCAAGUCGGGUUCACGGUAAAUGAACUCUCAUCCCCACAAUUUGGUAUCAGCGGAGAGGAUACCAUCACGCUGGUCCACCAAAAGGAUAACCAAGACAGCGUUGCUCUUCAGAGUCGUACCAUUUUGGAGAUUGUAUCGAGUGUUACCCUACCAAACACGGAUGACGACUUUGAUGUCACCUACGCGUACAACGAGGACAGUGGGCAAUACGCCUACACGUCAACACCCACACCCGGAGCCGCCAAUGAGUUUACACGCAUCAAGUCAGCCGAAGAAAAGAUGGCCGAGCAUCGCGCGAUGUUGGUGGGCCAGAACGCCUUGGGGGUGCGGUUCUUUGGCAUGGACAAUCGUGGCUACAAGGUCGACGACGCCUUGGAUCCAGUUUUGGAGCUUCAUAUCUCCAUGGAUCAAGGUGAAUUGGAUUACUUGAUGGAAAACAAAACUCAUGAACUUUAUCGAUCUUUUACCAAUGGAAGCGUGACUACUACUGAGGGGGAACUACUCGCUACGCUUGACAAACCAGGAAAGAUCCGAACCAAGGGUCAGUCAACUCUCUUCAUGGGCAUCUGCCUGGGAACAAAGUCGGUUCCAUUUCAGAUUGAUUUUUCAUCAGAGGAUGAGUCACAGUCCUUGUUUGGAGUUAACAAGGUCUACUUGAGGCAUCACAUGGGUGACUUCUCGUACUCUCGCGAUUAUGCCUACUACAGGAUGCUGGCUCGAUUCGGUCUCCCACAUUUGCGAGUGCGAAAGGUGGAGUUCUUCAUCAAUGGUGAGAAGCAAGGCUACUACAGUCUCAUCGAGGCUGCAGAUCAGGAGUACGUCUUUGCCAGGAACUUCCCGAAGUACAAUCCAGAGAGCUUUGCAUUGUACAAGAUAAAAAGCAUGGCAUUCGAAUGUGGUUAUUUCCCCGAGGAGGCGAUAAAAGGUGCCGCAGCCAGGUUGGGCGAAGAAAGCACACCUCCAUACUCCUUUCAGCGUGGUACUCACAAGCAUGAUGUGCCCGUGCUGGGAUCGAUUCCUCAAUGUCUGCACAAAUUCGUAGACACUAUCUGGGACGUUGACCUCGAAGACACCAUUCUCGCAUACUUGCGGUAUGACGAAGAUUGCGCCGAUAUGCUCAUCGGAGAGGGAUUGAUUGAUCGUGACUUGGGAACCAAGGACUGGGAUAAGCAAAUGAAAAAGUUCAUUACCAAUAACUUCAGAGGCGACCACAAGUGCGAUGAGGAGUGCGCUAACAAUGACUUUGCUCAAAAUGCGGAUGUUGACAACCUUUUGAAGACAUUUGCCUUUUAUGCUGUAUCGGUCAUUGCCGACUCACCUUUGAUCAACGGGAACAACUUUUACCUUGCUCAAGCCGGAGAUGAAGCGAAUGGUGGUCCUGGAGGCUGGAAGAUCGUGCCAUACGAUUUUAAUGCCGCGAGAGUUGUAUUUUGCAAUGACAACGUCUGCAACCCAAGAUUGGUGCACUGGUCGAUUGCUCGUCCUACAUGUGAAUCACUUGAAAACAAUCCGAUUGCUGGGCCAAUUCUCUCGGACCCUGUUCUUUUCAAUAGAUACAUUGACUACGUCCGAGAGUUUACGAACACUGUCUAUGCAAAUGAAACCUUUAUUGCCGAGCUGGAGGAACAUCAAGCAGCCCAGGAAAAGUUUGUCAGGAAGGAUUUUUGGAGUGUGUUUGGGGCUUUCUACAGUUUGGAAAAGACCACGGAGUCUGCCAAUUGGGAAGAGGAAGAAGAUCGAUACCCAUUGCUGCCAACUAUGAAGGCCAGAGCAGAAGACGUUCGUGCACAGCUAGCGGCCAUCGAUGCUGGCAUGUUCCCUCGAGGACCUCAUGGUGUUGGAGUAAAUGGAGAUUAUGAAGCAUGGGAGCCUUGUCCAGACUGGAGAAGUCAACAAGUGAAUGCUACCAUGUGUGAACAAUCGUGCAAGUAUUACGGAUGUGACAUGCCGGGAUGGACUGUGCAGAGUCACUGCGAUGAGCUCACAGGAACAUGUUACCAUGGGGAUUAUGAUGAACAAUGCCGAGGAGUGCAUGACGGAGAACAGUAUCCAGGCAUGGAGAACACAGAGGAUGGCCGCGAAACGUUCUGCCGAUUUGCUGCUGGUUUCCCUGUAAAGGCAGCAGAAUGCCCCGCCCCAGGUGAAGUGAACCCCGAUCGACUGGAAUCAAGUGCUGUGUUCCGGUCUUUAGCCAGUGGGUUGAUAGCAUCUGCCUUGACGGCUAUGGUGUAUCUCUUGGUGUAAUGAAAAAGGUGUUGCAAAUGGCUUGGUUGAUCGAUUCAAAACACGCAAGCAGUUUGUUUUCAUUUUGUCGUUGUGACAGAUGUGCGUUCUGUACCACUGAGCAGUUCUAACAUCUGCAGUGUCUGAACGCGUUAAAAGCAUAGCAAAUGUACUAUACAACUCGUGGCUCCCUUUUAGAGUGCCGUCUGUGAUACAUCUAUGGAAACAGAUCAGAUAUCCUGAGUCUAGCAGGCUAUAUUAGUUGUAAUCCGAAACAUGUCUCUGAAUUUUGGCUUUGGAAGAAAAGCCAGCAACAGUUGCAGUACAUGUAGCUGGGGCUGGAGUUCAAGUAAGUUCUCUCCAAUGUAAUAAGCAAGGGCUAUCAUCAGACCUGGCUGGAUUGAUUGAUGAUUCGAUUCCAACGCACUUUCCUUGUUCCUUCGUCUAUGGAACGUACAUUGUGCCUGAUUUGUUGCUCGCAUCUCUUCGCUUCCUGCCUCGUACCGGUAUCAGGCAGCCGCCCUGGAAUGACAUGCCUCAUGGCUUUAUCCUGGACUCCCAGGUCCAUGGAACGUACACUGUGCCUGAUUUGUUGCUCGUAUCUCUUCGCUUCCUGCCUCGUA
Molecule: messenger RNA, 3409 nt
Organism: Seminavis robusta
Lineage: Eukaryota; Bacillariophyta; Bacillariophyceae; Naviculales; Naviculaceae
Source: the annotation of a GenBank genome assembly